Messenger RNA from Nylanderia fulva, 1488 nucleotides. The record is from RefSeq and is a predicted model, not a curated record. Lineage: Eukaryota; Metazoa; Arthropoda; Insecta; Hymenoptera; Formicidae.
AUGUCGCAGAAGCGAAAAAAAGUCGUCGUGAGUGUAGAGAAAAAGUUGGAAGCAAUUAGAAGAUUGGAUAGAGGAGAAAUCAUUCGCAAUGUCGCGGCUGAUUAUGGUGUUGGAGAGACCACCGUUGGCGAUUGGCGUCGAAAUCGAUCUAAUUUAGAGCAAUUUGCAAUAAAAUCGGACGGUGCGAUGACUAGUCGUAAAACGAUGAAACCGGCAGAGUAUGAUAAAGUUGAUAAAGCUUUAUUUCUAUGGUUCACUCAAAUGAGAGAAAAGGGACUGCCAGUAUCAGGCUCCAUUUUACAGGCAAAGGCCAUGAUGCUUGCAAAGCAGUUUCCCGAUGAAAGCGAAACUUUUACGGCAAGUUGCGGAUGGCUCGACAGAUGGAAGAAAAGACACGCUAUUCAGGAAGAAGGAUACUUGCGGGAUCAAAUUUAUAACUGCGACGAGACUGGUCUGAAUUUUCGAAUGAUGCCUUCUAAAACAUUGGCCUCGCGAGAAGAAGCGGUUGCUCCGGGGUACAAAAAGAACAAAGAAAGGGUCAGCAUUUUAGCAUGCAGUAACGCGUCCGGUACACACAAACUUCCGUUGAUGUGUAUCGGGAAAUCGGCUAAACCGAGAGCAAUUAAACACAUCAAACCGGAAGCCUUGCCAGUUUACUACGCGCAUCAAAAGAGUGCUUGGAUGAGUCGCGAUCUUUUCCAAAAAUGGUUUUUCGAACAAUUCGUCCCUUCGGUUGAGAGAUUUUUGAACAAAAAUGGUCUUCCAAGAAAAGCUAUUUUGUUACUCGACAACGCUCCAUCACACCCGAACGAGUCGGUUCUCAGAAGUGACAAUAUAAUUGUAAAAUUUUUUCCACCGAAUGUGACCUCUAUUGGACAACCAAUGGAUCAAGGCGUACUCGAGACUUUCAAACGUCAUUAUCGACGUUUUUUGUUGCAAGAAAUUCUGGAAAAAAGCGCCGCGGGUAGUACUCUUAAAGAAUGUUUGUUAGCAAUAAAUAUGAAAAGUGUUAUUUACUGGUCAGCUCAAGCUUGGGAUGCUGUCCAAAGGCUUACGCUUGAAAGAUCAUGGGCAAAAAUUUUGUGUUCUAACAAUCAAAGCGAUGAAAUAGCAGACGAUGUAGAUCUACAUAGCAUCAUAGAGCAGAUUCCUGGUUGUGAAAACGUCGAAAGAAACGAUACUGAGGAAUGGGUUCAUGGUGACGAUUGUGAAGAAGAACUUACAGACGACGAAAUUGGCCAACUCGUAAAUUCUGGAGAAGAGAUCGCGGAUGAUAUAGAAGACGGCGAGGCGGAAGAAAGUCCGGUAAUCAGCCACGAAGAAGGAUUAAAUGCGCUUGAACUAGCUCUCAAAUAUAUCGAGGAACAGCCGGAAAGUACUGCAAGUGAUCUCUUAUUGAUGAAACAAUGGCGAGAUAUUGCAGCUAAAAAACAAAUGAGCAGGUUGAAGCAGUGCUCUAUCACUGACUUUCUUAAACCACGUUUGUAA